This is a messenger RNA of Naegleria lovaniensis, 1125 nucleotides long. RefSeq lists its product as uncharacterized. NCBI's taxonomy places the organism in Eukaryota, Heterolobosea, Eutetramitea, Acrasida, Naegleriidae. The record is from RefSeq and is a predicted model, not a curated record. Bases 1 to 1125 code for a protein of 374 amino acids. The transcript has a single exon. Gene Ontology annotation, biological process: protein polyubiquitination; proteasome-mediated ubiquitin-dependent protein catabolic process. Gene Ontology annotation, molecular function: protein binding; ubiquitin protein ligase activity.
AUGAAAAGAGUCUUGUGUGAUGAAAGUGAAUCCAAGAAUCUUGAUGCAACAAGUGAUGAUGACUUGACGAGGCAUCACGAUGAAAUUAAAAAGAGAAAAAUUAGUAUCGAGUUAUCAUCGGCUCUAGAACAUGAUUCAAAUCCAGUGAAAGUACUUUUAAUUGAUUUUGUAAUGAACAAGUGUGGAGAACUACGAUCAUCGGAAGCCAGCAAGUUAAUCGAAAACAAUAAUAUAGGAAUUGGACGUUUAAAGCACAAAUUGAUGAAUCAACGACUUGAGGCAUUCUCCUUACAAUUCAAUCUCAUAAACACAAUUGAAAAGUUAUACAGUCCUCUCGAGAUCAAAAUUUCAAACAAUCACCAUUGUAUUUUGAUUUGUGAUUUUGAUGUAUGUGCCAUACGUGUUUAUGACUUGAAAACGUUAGAGUUCCAAUCAUUGUUACCGUUUGCACCGAAUUAUUUCUGUAUUGAGGAGGAUUACAAUGGGCGUGGAAACGAUGCUCUUGUUUUACCAGUUGAUGACACACGAGUUCACAAAUAUGAUUUGAGAGCAUUAUUUCGUCACUGCUCAGAGACAAGUUCCAACUGCAACCCUAUUUGGCAAACAGAACCAAUACAUGGUGUCACAGGAGUGGCUAUUUUGGUGAAUUCACAAACCAGGACGGAAAAUCAAGUCUUUGUUUGUGACACCUUGUUACAUUGUAUUCACAUAUUUCGCUCAAGUUCAGGAGAUUUUAUUAGAAAAAUUAAUGUGAAUCAUCCAACAAGUAUUGCGUUCACAUUGAAUGGAGACUUGAUCGUUUCUGAGGCAUUCAUAGCUCAAAAGGUAUCCAUUAUGAGCAGAAACGCAGAAAACGACUGGGUUGUUAUCAAACAAAUGGGAGAAAAGAAAAGCCACACACUAGGUGAAUUCUUUUUCCCAGUGUCUGUCAUGUGUGACAAGGUAACCAACAAUUUCCUUGUGGUCGACUGUCUAAACAAUCGUAUUCAAGUAUUUUCACAAAAUGGAGUUUUUAUCAAAUGUUACGACCAACUUAAUAAGCCAAGUUCUGCUUGCAUGAAUCAAAGAACUGGAGAAUUAUUUGUAUGUGACACUGGAAGUCAAAGAGUAGUGAUUUUCAAAUAA